Messenger RNA from Mobula hypostoma (lesser devil ray), 5689 nucleotides. RefSeq names its product chromatin licensing and DNA replication factor 1 (gene cdt1). The coding region runs from base 242 to 2233 and encodes 663 amino acids. The transcript is spliced from 9 exons. Gene Ontology annotation, biological process: regulation of DNA-templated DNA replication initiation; mitotic cell cycle; DNA replication preinitiation complex assembly. The record is from RefSeq and is a predicted model, not a curated record. Lineage: Eukaryota; Metazoa; Chordata; Chondrichthyes; Myliobatiformes; Myliobatidae. Gene Ontology annotation, cellular component: nucleus. Gene Ontology annotation, molecular function: DNA polymerase binding; DNA binding.
UUUGGAGUCGCUGCGGGACCGGACCGGAUCUGCUCCGGAUUGUCCCCGGGAGGAAAGGAACAGCGUUUCCAAGCCGCAAAUUGAAGACAGUUUGGAGCUCUCGGCUCCCAUCCCGGACCGGGUUGAGUUGCGGGCAGUGCUGGGACAAUUCUUUGUUCGGGGGGUGGGGGUACCGUACCGCUGGAGCGUCUGCUAACCGGGGCAGUCCGGCUGGUGUUGGCUUCGUGUUCACUCCGGUGCCAUGGCACAGGUCAAGCUAACAGACUACUUCCCGCAGACUAAAAAAGCGAAGCGGGACCCGCUGUCCGCGAAACCCGGGAAGGAGGGGUCUCCAGGCGACACAACCUGGUCACUGGCCGAGGAGCGUGGACCGUCCCGGAGGAAAGUGCUGGAAGCUCGGCCGACGGUACCGCGGGCUCGGGCCCGGGCUCCCAGCAGCGAAAGCUCGCCUCUCGCACCGGUCAGAACGCCCGCCGUUCAGGACACCUUUAAAUCGGUGCCCGCAAGCCGGGAAAAAGUUUGCACGACCCCCAAACGGGAGGCAGGUCGGACAGCGUCCACGCUUGAGUAUCUUGUGACCCCGUCAAAAGGGGUCUCGGAGUUCGACUUGGGGGCUGCCGGUUUGGGGCCUGGUGGCGACGGAGGAACCGGGCGGCAGACCAGCACAGCGAAAAAACGCUGCCGCUCCGAUUCGAUCGAUGAGGCCGAGUCACGGCCGGUGGCAGUGUCGGUUUUGCAGGGCCCACAGCGGGUCCCGUCUGCCCGGAGGUGCCUGGUGCUGCAGCCACGAGAAGCAGAUGAUGGUCUGCAACGAGAUACCAAGGCUGAAGAAACGGCGCCGCUACCACCGGAGGCCACGGUGGACAAGGCACCUGGAAAGGAGGAUCUUUUGGCUUUAAAGAGCCGGUUGCAAAGAAUUCAGAAGCUCAGCCAAACAGCUCAUUUCCCUGCACCUUCUGAAUUGAGCGCUGAUGCCAAAAGUCGCCUAAAGCGAGUUCGAGAACUCAAACUGAAGAUACAAGAAAAUAAAGAGCUGGAAAAGACAGAUGAGCCAGAGGAAAAAUUAAGUGAGGAUGAAAGGGUGAAGACACCAGCUUACCAGCGUUUCCACAACUUGGCACAAGAUGUCCCACCAGGGUUGACCUUGCCUUUCAAAUACAAGGUGUUGGCAGAGAUGUUCCGUAGUAUGGACACUGUUGUGAGCAUGUUGUUCAAUCGCUCCGAGACCAUUACCUUCGCCAAGGUGAAACAGGGUGUUCAGGACAUGAUGCGGAAACAAUUUGAACAGCGAAAUGUUGGACAAAUUAAGACAGUUUACCCAUCGGCAUACAAGUUCAGGCAGGAGAAAGGAAUCCCAACGUGGAGUGGCUCUGUGAAGAAAUCUGACUACCAGCUCACCAUCGAUCCUGUGUUUGAAGGAGGGGAGAAAUGUGAAGGGCAGACACAACUGAAAGCCUCCCACAUGCUUUUGCGCCGGCGCAUUUUCCAUCGGAACCUUACAAACAUGGUGAAGCAGUACCAUAAGGCAUUUUUAGCUUCUCUUAACCCUCCGAUGAAUGUCCCUGAUGACAAGCUGACGCGAUGGCACCCACGCUUUAAUGUGGAUGAAGUCCCUGACAUUGUUGCUGCAGAACUUCCCCAGGCUCCAGGUAUUGAGAAGCUAACAACGGCCCAGGAAGUACUGGAUAGAGCCCGCAGCAUGAUGACACCAAAGAUGGAGAAAGCACUUGCAAACAUGGCCCUCAAAUCUGCAGAAACUGCCAUGGCUGCCACCACCGAACGAAAGGAGCAAACAGUUCAGAGCCCACGUCCAAGUCCUGGCCCUUCUAAUGCACUGAAAGGGAUCUCGCAGAGUUUGCUCGAGCGGAUCCGUAACAAAGAAGCUCAAAAACUUCAGGCAGCAAUGACGAGGAAUCCUGCACAGACUGAGCGUCUUCAUAUGAUGACGAGACUUCCUGAGAUAACAAGAAUUCUGCGCAAUGUCUUCGUGACGGAGAAGAAACCAGCUUUGAAUAUUACCAUGGCAUGUAACAGAGUGAUUGACAGCUACCGCUCUUCAAUGCCCCUGGGUGAUAUGGAGAAACACUUGCGUUUACUGGCUGAUACUGUUCCUGACUGGCUGACUAUCCAUAUAAUCAGGAAGGAUGUGUACCUGAAGUUGAACAAGGAUGUGGAAUUGAGUAUGGUUGUGGAGAAGAUUGCAAAAAAGAUAAAGGAAGAGGAAAAAGCAUGAUUUUUAAAUACUUUUUUUUACACACAACCUCUGCACAGAACCUGAAUAUCUAAUGUAAAAAUGUGAAUUGUGUAUCUGUAUAUUGGAUAACAGGAAACAAAUGCAAUGGCAUAGCAUACAGAUUUUAUAGAUCAAUAUAUUUCUUGGGAAGUUUUCUUGACAACUACACAAUACAUUUGUAAGGCAGUAGUCUGAGUAUAGUGUUUUCUUAAAUUGAGUAUUGACUAUGGCAAGUAAUAUUUCUCAGAGGUGAGAGAAAAUAAUUCAGCUUGUAAUACAGUUUCAAAGAAUAAGUAUUGUGUAAUGUUCAUGUCUUCCAGGAGCAGUGGUUUCUUCUGUUUGAUUUCAAACAGUAGUGUUCACUGGUUCAGUAAUUUAUACUUUGAAAAACCUUUUGGGAACCAUGAAUAGAUGUUAAAUUAAAAAUCGGAAUUGUGUGUAUGGGUGGUGGUGGUGGAGAGAAGGGAAUGAUUUUAAUGAACAAUUUGAUUAAAUGUUUCGCUUCUGUGACGCCUGAUUUUUAUUUUGAAUCUAUGACCAAUUAGAAGUUGCAGUUUUGUAACCUGCCCUGCAAGCUUGGACAAGUGAGCGGAAGACUGUUCCCAAGUUCAGGUUCCAAAGUUAAACCGUGUUUUUGCAACUGUGCUGCGUGCAUCUCUGCCAUUGUGGUGGUAGCAAUUACCUUCAGUCAGCUCUGCUUCACUGUUUUACAUUAAACUUCGACAGGUGUUCUAGAGUCUUGUCAGUGGUUACUUCAACUGUUAUACAGCUUAAUGACUUUAUAUACUUCACCUUCUGGCUUGUAUUUGGGAAUAAAUGCAAUCUGAAUUGACCACUCGGCCUGAACACCCAUGUAAUCAUUGCUGGAUUCCAGUGUGCUGUCUUGCAAAUUCUGUUCAAGCCAAAUACAGCUGCUUCCCUGUGACAUCUGCUGGUCUCUAGAUAACUGGACCAUUACACUUUGUUAUACCCAAGAAUAUAAUCAGAAUGUCAACCCUUGCAGGGUGAGCAUAACCCUGAACAUUCUUUUAAUGUUAAGAAUGAUUAAUAUUUCUUCUGUCAGCCUAUUAUUUGUGGUUGUAUUUUUAAUCUCCACCAUUUGCAUGUUUUUUUUUGUUUGGUGGUUCCCCCUGAUGUUUAACACUGGGGAGCUUGGAUGUAAGUGCUGCAAUAUCAUGUCAUUCAUGUUUUAAGUAUCCAAGUGGUUGAAAUGUAGUCUAUAAAUAUUAACUCCAGGUUAGGUCAAGACAGGGUUUAAAUGAAGUUACUUCAUAUAUUAUCUCAUUCCUUCUGGCCAAUGCCUUCACAUUUGUAAAGUUUAGUGCCUGCUAACUGGACACAAUACUCACUGGAGGCCAGGUUACUGUUAGCUUUACCUGCCCAUCACCUUUGUUUCUGCGUGUGAUUGGUAUAUGUGGCUUUCCUCCCACAGUCCAAAGAUGUUCUGGUUGGUCAUUGUACAUACAUUGUCCUGAGAAUAGGUUGGUGUUUAAUAGGUAGGUUGCUGGGUGCUGUGGCUCAUUGGGCUGGAAGAGCAUGUUCUACACUGUACCUCUUAAAUGGGAUAAUGUGGGAAACAAGCAUUUAUCUAAGAAUCAAUAAGGACUCAACAGUUUUCAGCUAGCUAGAGUACAACUGUGGCCAAAAACUAAUCGGUUCAUUGGCAACAUGUUGAAGAAAGCAGUUUCAGAGGCCAGAUAAAUUUUAGUGAUGCGGCUCUCAUACUCAUAAGCAGAUAGACAGGGUUUUUGAUAGAACUUUUUCAAGACAAGCAGCAUAUAUGAUAAUAUUCUCUGUUUUCCUCUUAAGCAGCUGCAUGAAUUAUGUUAUUGUCUAAAAAAUAAUUGGAACUACAGUCGUUUGCCCAACAUGGUGUAAAUUGAGUUGAUCAUUUCCCAGGAUGCAGAGAGUAAUUUCAAGGCCAUGUUUCUUCCCCUUUCUUUCUGAAGUUAAUGCAUAUUACACAUCUGUCCUUUUAAGAGAGCUGCAGGGUGCCAUUAAGAAAGCCAUUACAGGAUUUUUGCACAAAAGGUCACAUCUAUGUUCUACAUCCAAAUCAUGGACUGAUAUUGAAGGGGAAUGUGAGAUUUAAUGUCACUCUGUUCCUAUGUUGUUAUCAUUUUCUGCAGGAAUGCUAAAAAUAAGUUUGAAGUUGCAGUGAGCGCUGUUAACAACAUCUAUGGAAAAAAGUAAACAGUCAACAUUUUGGGCUGAGACCCUUCAUCAGGGCCUCAGCCCAAAAGGUCGACUGUUUACUCUUUUCCAUAGAUGCUGCCUGGCCUGCUGAGUUCCUCCAGUGUUUUGGGUGUGGUGCUUUGAUUUCCAGCAUUUGCAAAUUUUCUCUUGUUAAUAACAUGUAUACUGGUCCAAUAAAUAUCCAGCCAGUGGUGUGGUGACAUACUGCGCCAGACUUCAAAGUGUGUGGUCCCACGUUCAAAUCUAUCCAGCUCCUUGCUAGCUUGACACACAACCCAGCGAGGAUGGAAAGCAUGCAACUUGACCUCUUAAAAAAAAACAGACAUACUAAGAAAUGGCAAGGUUGCCAAGUGAUAUGCAGAGAAGAACUGUGGUCCAGGAAAUUGUGUAAAAUUAUGCUGUGUUCAUGCAUGUAUUUCAUUGCAUUCCUUAAACUUUACAAGCAGAAGAAAUAAAUCAAAGUGUACUGCACCAAUAAAGUACUUUAAAUGUAAUCAGAAUUCAGUUAUCACUGACGUGAUGUGAAAUUUAAUUUAGCAGCGGCAGCAGUUCAAUGUAAUACAUAAUAUAGAAGUGAAAAAAGUAAGUCAAUUACAGUAUAGUAUACGUACAGUAUACUGAAUAGAUUAAAAAUUGUGCAAAAACCAGAAAUGAUAGAUGAAAUUGAAAAUAGUGAGGUAUUGUCUAAGGGUUCAAUGCCUAUUUAGGAAUCGGGUGGUAGAGGGAAGAAGCUGUUCCUAAAUUGCUUCAGGCUUCUGUCCCUUCUGCCUGAUGGUAACAUUGAGAAAAGGGCAUGCCCUGGGUGCUGCAUUUCUGAGAUGCCACUCCCUGAAGAUGCCUUGGGUACUUGGGCUAGUACCCAAGAUGGAGCCGACUAAAUUUACAGCCCUCUGCAGCUUCUUUCGGUCCUAUGCAGUAGCUCCCCGCCAUCCCCCAUACCAGACGGUGAUGCAGCCUGUCAGAAUGCUCUCCACGGUACAUCUAUAGAAGUUCUUGCGUGUAUUUGUUGACAUACCAAGUAUAGCCGCUGUCUUGCCUUCUUUAUAACUGCAUUGAUCUGUUGGGACCAGGUUAGAUCCUCAGAGAUCUUGAAACUGCACACUCUCUCCACUUCUGAUGACUCUGCUUUGGACACUUUUAACUUGCACUGGACACUUAUAACUUGAUUUUAACUGAUAUGUGGCUGUUGUGUUUUACUAUUUAUUGUUAUGUUUAUUAUUUAGUGCUGCGUUUGUUAUGUUACGAUUGCACUGCCCCUGA